Molecule: messenger RNA, 3127 nt
Organism: Pundamilia nyererei
Lineage: Eukaryota; Metazoa; Chordata; Actinopteri; Cichliformes; Cichlidae
Gene: tmem268
Product: transmembrane protein 268
Exons: 8
Coding region: 1610-2503 (297 amino acids)
Source: RefSeq, a predicted model, not a curated record
GCUGUGUGUUUUCUACCAACUGAUCUGUUGAAUUGGUUGCAAAUAACAUGAACAAGCUGAUAAAUCAUAUUUAAUAAAAGCCAAAUUGGGUAAUUCAUCUCACACACUAUAUGGAGAAAAGUACUGGGCUUUGAAUUCAGGUGUUUUCAGGUGUAUACGACCAAGCACCAAACAUGCAGUCUGCCUUUAAAAGCAUUUGAGAAAGAAUGGGUUAACUAAAUCAGAGCGUGGUGCUGUAAUAGGACGCCACCCCUGCAACAACUCAGUUACUGAAAUUUCCUCCUUCUUAGAUAUUCCACAAUCAUCUGUAAUUUGUGAUAUGUGACGUGAUAAGAAGUGGAAGCUUUUAGAGAUCACGGCAACUCAGGUGUAAAAAGUUACAGAGCUCGGUCGCUGCUGAAGUGGACAGUGUGGAAAAGCAGCCAACUCUGUGUUGGCUCAAUGACUGCAGAGCUACAAGCCUCGGCUAGCAUUAACAUCAGCACAGAGACCGGGUGCUGGGAGCUUCAUAGCGCAGGUUUCCAUGGUCCAGAAGCACCUGUAGAUGUAAUGUGUAGGCAGUUUUGUCCACAUAGUGCUUUAGUCAGACCUACACUACCUUCUACUAUGAUUAUAGUGCCUGUUUCAGUUAAGAGAAAAUAUUAAUGCAACAGUUGUGUAAAGGUUGAAAAAGCGAGUUAAAAUCUCGUUCUUACUUACAGACUGUUUGCGUCAAUCUAACCAAUAAUUCAAGAACUCUCUGGAUGGAUUGUUUGUAAGUUGUUGCAGUCCACGAAUUCAACAGCCCAUUAGCAAUAACAUUAUUUGUAGGUGCAGUGCUGAUUGGUUAUAAAGUGGGCUUCAAAAGGAAGAAAACUGCAUCGGAGAUUUUAAAAAGCAGCACAGAUCUGACUGCAGUGGGCAGUUUUCAUUGUUUUUAGCACUGAGUUUCACUUCACUAGUUCUUUUGACUGCACAACUUCUGUGGUCUCCUCAGCAGCUAAAGAUCCAAAAACAGACAAACCAGAGUAGCCCACAGGCAAACUGACACUGUCCCCAUGUGACAGUACACAGCGACACACACAACACACAACCGUGCAGAUUAUUUCAGUGCAAUAGCAGUGAUCAUCAUCCUUCAACCUAACGUCAUUCCUUAUUUUUCCCCUCACUGUCCACGCCCCAUCUGGAGUGGCUCCACACCCAAAGAGACUUUUGAAGCGGUGUGUGGGAGGCAUUAUGAUCCCAAAAUAGUUUUCACACAGACUUGAUCUUGAUGACAUGUUUUAUUUUCUUAUAUUCUUGGUUUCCUGUGACAAAUGAUUGAAUCACACAUGGCACAUUUUAAACCAGCACAAUCAUUCUUACAGCUAACAGAGACGUUCUUUGAAACGAGGACAAAAAAAACCUGGAUUAUGCUCUCGUGGAACUGCUUCUGCACUCGCCUAUUCAAACCUGAAGUGUGAAAUUCCUCCUGCGCCUCAUAAUGAACCACAUACCAGUGCUGGGACUGUUGUGCCAGGAAUGCUUCGAGCCUGCACGCUUUACCAGAAACACAUAAAGGCAAUUUUCACCUCUGAGCACAGUUUCCUCAUUUCCUUGUCAGUGUGUGGCGUCAGUGCCGAGCUGCUCGAUGCUGUACCCCAGCUUUAAUCUGCUUUGGUGCCGUGCCAAACUGGAGAGGGAGGGCUUCCAGAUUCCACGUGAAGACAUGGAGACUCCACUGAAAACAGCUCUGGACGUCCCCUCGGUCAGGAGAUACAUGGUUUUCAACUCGGCUCAGUUUCAUUUUAUAAUGGCGCCGGUGCUGUAUGUGGUUUUGUGGUGUGCCGUGUUUUCCACCCUACAUCUCUACAUCACCGUUAGCGACUACUGGGUCCUCUGUCUCUCCGUCAGCCUGAUCUCCAUCGUCCUCACCACUGCCGUCAUCCUCAUCCUUCACUGCAGUAACAAGGAGAUCAAUGUGAAUUUAGAUAUUCGGUUGGUCCAGGUUAACGAGAUGCUGGUGAGACACAAGCUGCUGGUGGGCGUGGCUGACUGGGUGCGAAACUGCACCGGAAACAUGAAGCUGUACUUCGUGUAUUGGGACAUGUCCCCCUGUUUGAGGGCGCUGACUGAAACUUUAGAGGAGCUCAGCUUUGCGACGACUGACACUCAGAAAAAACUGAAGAGCAAGAUGUCUCACUUCGUCCUGGUGACCAAAGUGUCGGCCGGAGAAUCAGAUGCGGAGGAGCAGGACUCCGAUGAGCAGACGCCUCUGCUGGAGAAUGGCAGCGCAGCCAGCGGCCGAUCAUCCAACCAGCAGAAGGACGCCACAGCCACCAAAAACUACAGCCUCGUCCCCGAUGCAGCUUUACCUUCUCAGGCUAAAGCCUACCAGCUCCUCAUGACCUACAGUGCGGCUUAUGUGAAGCUCCUCGUGUCUGAAAGGCUCUCAGGAUCUUCACACCACAGAGGUCAGAGGAGCCACUGCACCACAGCCCCCAUCUGCCUCUGUCAGUACAUCAAAACAAAGAUCCUUCAAUAACAACCAAAAGCAAACCAGAAACACAGAGAGCUGCUGGAAACUACACAAACUGACAUAUGGGAGAAUUUUUCUCAGGAGGCAUUAUGGAUCAAGAACAUUUUGAUUCCCAGAAGGACUUGUUUGGAGCCUCAAACUCUUCAUUUCCUUAGUUUUAAGGUUAUCGCUCUCUUGCUGCAUGUCAGCUGCUGUUUUCUUGCCUGCUCUGUUUGCACCAGCUGGAUGUUUACUCAUUUGCACGCUGCCAAACGCUGUCACUGCAGAACACAGGUCCGUCCAGCUGCUGUAAAACAAUGUUUGUCCUCCCGUGUGCAUGGCAGUCAGCCGUGGCCACUGCUUACUACUGUUUAAAUUAUUUGUACAUAUAUUAAAUACAGGUUAUUAUGACUUGACACACAGUAUAUGUAUAUAUGCAUUUUUCUCAAGUAGAGUUUUGAGGCAGUAACAAAAAGUAGAGUUUUGAGGCAGUAACAUAUUUCCAUAUUAUGUUACUGCUCUGUCUCACUACAUUACUCCAACCCUAGGCAAUCACACUUUGUAAUUUUAGUAAUUGUUAAAUUGUUCUUGCAAGUCCAGACAAUCACAUAUUCCACACGUAUUAAAACCGAUCCAUAUUUUUAUCAAAAA